This is a messenger RNA of Ostrea edulis (European flat oyster), 5968 nucleotides long. RefSeq names its product neurocalcin. Gene Ontology annotation, molecular function: calcium ion binding. The record is from RefSeq and is a predicted model, not a curated record. The coding region runs from base 1372 to 1947 and encodes 191 amino acids. Lineage: Eukaryota; Metazoa; Mollusca; Bivalvia; Ostreida; Ostreidae. The transcript has 3 exons.
GUUGAGAGGGAGGGGGAUUUGUUAAUUAUUGUAGAUAUUAGAAAUUUUCAUGAUAUAUUUAAUAGAAUCUUGUUCUCUAUCAGAUAUAGCCCAAAAGAUGGGAUAGGUUGUGGAAAUUUUAAAAGAAGUCUAUUUUUUAAUGGAGGUGUGGACAGAAUCUGAUUUACCAAAUAUAACAAUUCUAUAUCAUGAUUAGCUUUUCAACAUUUCCAGUUUUAGUCCUUAUUCAGAUUCUGUAUGCCCAGAAUCUUGCAAUUUUAAGCAGUGUAACUUUGAUCUGGCCAAUUAUUUGUAGGCCUCCUGAGUCUGUAGUCAAAUCUCUGUAGGGUAGUCACAGCAGAGGGCCGAAAAUUGAUUUCUGUGUGCAGUCCAUAAUUAUUGUUAACUGUAGGAGUGGUGUUAUUUACUGCCUGCAACUAUAAGAUUAUAUUAACUCAAAUGAAAGAUUUAGCCGAACUAAAAUGUGGUGUUUCAAUGACGUGAUUGUACUGGGCUAAAAUUGUGAUUUGUUGAAUGAAAUGGGAUAAUAAGCAGAGAAAUUAUCGAUUUGUUAUUCUUAAGAUCACUAAUUCUAUUGCAAACUAAUAGGUACAUAAUACUCAUGUUACCUAAUUGCGUAAGUCUUAGUAUACAAGUAAACAGAUCGAGUCAUUACUGGUUUGAGAUGAAACUAGUUAACUCCUACUGUCUGUAAAGAAUACCAUAUGUUGGAACUAUAUGUAGUACGUAUAGUACUCUCCAUGCAAUUAGUAGUUGCUUUUAAUGGAAAAUACCAUUGCCGUUAUUGCGGAUGAGUGGGCAGAUGUGUGAUUUAUAGGGUACUUCAGAUGUACUGAGAUACACAUAGUGUUCUGAAGACUUCCACGAUACAUUUUUACUUCACUAAAUGAGAAAAACAAGAAUCAUUCAAAACAGCUGAAGACCCAGGCUAAUAGUACACACACUUCUGUUCUGUAUGACAGGAUAUUAAACCUAUGAGUAGAGAAAAUUGUAAUCUGGUAUAAUAAGCUCCUGUUUUGAAUGAUGAGGUUAAUGGGUUCAAUAAAUUUCACAAUGAGAAAAGACUUUAAAAGACCUGCAGUUUUGUUGAGGAUUAUAUUUAAUGGUUAUGAAAAUCUACCCAGGUUUGUGUACAUCUUGGACUGCCUACUUAUUGAAAGUUGAUAUAAAAACAGUGAACUCCAAUUUAAUGCAGCGGGACACUUUCAUUGAAAGGAAAAUUUUGAUUAGAUUUUUGUAUCAGUUAUAAAAGGAAUAUAGACAGUUCCCAGUCAGGAUUCUCAUACUGUAGACGGGACUGAUGAGACACAUGGAAGUGGAAAUAGAUUUCUGUGUUUAACAGGUGUCCCCUUACAGUAGAGACAUCACAUCAUGGGCAAACAAAACAGUAAGCUCAAGCCAGAGAUCCUGGCGGAUCUGAGGAGCCAGACGGAAUUCAGUGAGGAUGAACUACAAGAGUGGUACAAAGGCUUCAUUAAAGACUGUCCCAGCGGCCACCUCUCUGUGGAGGAAUUCAAGAAAAUCUACGGAAAUUUCUUCCCUUACGGUGAUGCAUCGAAAUUCGCUGAACACGUAUUUCGGACUUUCGACCAGAACGGUGAUGGUACAAUAGACUUCCGAGAGUUUAUCUGUGCUCUAAGUGUGACAUCGAGGGGAAAGUUAGAACAAAAACUGCGAUGGGCUUUCAGCAUGUAUGAUUUGGAUGGAAAUGGAUACAUUUCAAAACAGGAGAUGUUAGAAAUUGUGACGGCUAUUUACAAGAUGGUGGGAACGGUUAUGAAGAUGCCAGAGGAUGAGGCCACACCUGAAAAGAGGACAGAGAAGAUUUUCCGACAGAUGGACAAGAAUCUUGAUGGACAGCUGUCAUUGACAGAAUUUAUCGAGGGAGCAAAAAGCGAUCCUUCCAUUGUUCGUCUUUUACAGUGUGACCCGGGUUCUCAAGGAUGAAGAAUGAUUUGUUUUUAGUAACAGUUUCUUCAUGUAAAUAUAAAGUUGGACAAACAUUCUUCUUCAUGGGAUUCUCCUUAUUUUCAUCCAUGCAUUUAUUUGUACAUAGAUAUAUAUAUAUAUACAAAACUGUAUACCAAUUUUUUGUUUAUUAUUUUUUUUAGAGAACUAUGAUAUCUUUAUUUGGAUAUAUAUAUGUGUAUUUAAUGUUACCAAUUUAAUGUAUCAAAUUUCUGAACUUUUGCCCCCCCCCCCCCUUUUUGACAUGCCUUUAUUUUUCUUUUCGAUGUACGAUACACGUGUUUCAGCUAGCUUUGACAUACCUUUUUUUUCUUUUCGAUGUACGGUACAUGUGUUUUGACUAGCUUUGAGAAAGGUAUAUGUAACCGAGCGUAGAAUGUAAAUUUUAUUUCAUGAAGAAGAAUUCAUCUAGACGGAUAGAUUGGUUAUUCCUUCUCGCUGGGUUUCUAUUCAGUUCAAAUAUGAAUCAGUAGAUUAACUGCAUAACGCUGACCAAGUAAUUCUUCGGGAAGAUAUAUAGGUCAGUGUGGCUGCACCCUGAUUAUAGAAUGUUGCAUUUUGAGGUUAACUCUGGUCGCUUAAGGCUGGAGAAUAUGGUGUUCUGUAACGGAUUUUAAUUUCACUAUAUCUAUACACAGAGCUCAUAGACGAGAUAGUUUGUCUGAUUGUCAGCAGUCUCAAAAUUAGAGCAUCUAAUAAAAGGAUUUAAAGGAUAAAAUAUGCUGUGUCAUUCAUGACUACAUAUUUUAGUUUUAAAUGUUAUGGACAUAUGCGAUGUUUCUCAAUAAUAGGUAAUUUUUCAUUACAUUCAUGUACAAUUCACUUGCAUUUUAUCUCGUUUCUACAAAAAAUCUUCGGGUAUAUUUACCACGUCUGUUUUAAAUUGAUUGAUUGCAGUUUUUCGCCGUUUUUGCAAUAUUUCAGCCAUAUUACGGCAGGUGUCUGUUUUAGAAUUAGCAUAUUUUGAUAGUUCCUGGUUAUUUCUAGUAAAAUUUUAAAGUCAGCUCUUAAAUGGACAUUACCAUAGCAAAGAUGGAGAGAGAAAUCUUUGGAACAAUUGGGAAUGGAACCCGGGACCCUUGCAAUUACUAGUUAGGUGAUCUAACCACUGAACUACCCAGGCCGAACUACAAAUUACAAAUUAUGGUAAUAUUACUAUAAAUAAUGAUAUAAAAUUUCAACAUAUUUCAGAAAUCAUGCAAGAACUCUUCAUAUCCAAGAGAUGAAAAAAUGAUUUUGGAGAGAAAAAUGUCCGAAACAUCGCGUAUGUCCUUAUGUAACUUCUUAAUGAUCCUUUGAGCUUAUGGAUUGGAUAGUCAGUUUUACUGCAGUGUUAUAUAAUCUGACGUCUCUUGAAAACUUGCACACUUCCUAGACGAUCUGUGAGCUGUUGUUUAAAUUGUCCCUCGUGUGGUGUUGUCUAUUGUUGAACAACAGACUUAUUGUGUUAUACAGCUGACAGAGGUUAACAUGAAGUCCUGAAGUCCAUUAAAAUCAUUUGAUAUUACUUUGGCUCUUUUGACUAGUGUUAUUUUUAUAAUAUUUUAGGGACCACUUUACACUCAUUUUUCUGAUUUUUAUUUAUUUAUUUUUUUCAUUAUUGAAUAUCAGUGCAGUACAUGUCUGCAGCCAGCUUUUCGAAGAAAGAAGAAUUGUCAUCCAUGACUGUGUGCUCAAGCAUGCAACAUGCAAUGUCCUAUUCAACUGAAAGGUGUUGGAAUCAUUACUGAUUAUCAAUUUUUUGCUGCAAAAUUUUCAUUUGAAAAGAGUUUAUGUACCGUACAUCUGUGUAUUAGAGCUGUUUGAAAUUCAUGUGAACAUUUUAAGUUCUCAAAAGCUUAAACCUAAAUACAUACUUAGAAUGUGUAUACACAUGGCAAAAGAUUUUUUUGUCGGAUUUUUAAAAUUAUGUUGUAGAUGUACUUUGUGUUUUUUAAAUUUUUUUUUAAAAACUGGUAUGCAUUUGCAUGUGGGUAGAUUUUUGAACCUGUUACUGCAAGAACUAAAGCACACCUCCAUGUUAAAAAAUCUAGACAUUGUCCUUGAACAUGUCAACAAAGUUCUUCAACACUUUGAAUACCUCUGUAUUAUAGAAAACAAAGAAUAUUUUCAUUGUAUUUUUAUUAAUAGUGUAUUGAUUUUAUCCUAAUAUUACCGGUACUUGUAGGAGAUUUUUUUUUAUUUGUGCGUUUUUGCAUUGCUGGCUGUUAAAUGUCUGUAAUGGAUCCAAUGCAAAGCAAGAAAGAAAUGAUAAAGACUAACAGUAGUCUAAUAUUUGCAGUAUUUUGACAGUACAAGGUGCAGUGUUAUGUCAAUAUACUGUAUGUUUUCUAUGUAAAUACAUAAGAAUAUCGUCCCACCUCAAAAGUUUUAUUUUUUCAUUGUAUCUUUUUUCCCAAUCAUAUUAUUUAUAUAAUACUCCUUGAGUUUCACGUGCAUGGCCUGUCAUUAUUAAUUUUACCUGUUAAUUAACACACAUCAUUGCGUGUUGAAGAUGACUGCUUCUUGAUCAUUACAUACAGAGUCAGUAUUGUAAUUUCAAAAUAGGUAGAACUGAAACAGCUGCUCAUACAGGAAAAUGCCCACAUACACAUUUCAGUGUGUGAGUAGAUAUCAUUGUUAUUGAAAGUCUUAUUAAAUCCGGUUUGUAAAUUAUGGUAGUUUUAGUAGAUUUUUCAUGGUAUCAUCUUCCAAUGUAUUUGUCAGAAUUUUCAGGUUAUUUCAAUUUAUAUUGAACAAUUUUAUUAUUGUAGGUUGUAGAGUGAUCUCCCUUUAAAGAUUAGCCUGAAAAAAAUCAUAUGCUUGUCCUAGUAUUAAACUGUAAUAGGAUAUACUUUAAGUUAAUUUUUUAGCAGAAUGAGUGAACUUCUUACUAAUUUCAACAGGAGUCCCAUAUUUCUUCCAAAUCAAACUCUAUCUAGUCAGUCAGCAAUUUACAAGUAGGUGUAGAAAAUAAUCCGUUUAUUUAUCACGUAUGAACAAGCCAUUCUGUACACACUCUCUUACUGCAAUGUUGUGAAGCUGUUACUAAAUAGAAGAUGCACAUUUUCUAUGUGAUAAUGUAUGGGAAAAUCUGAAAAGUAGCUACCAUGCAUUUGCAAGACAGACGUUCUUAUAUAGAGUGUGUGCUUAAAUCAUAUUGUACACUGUAUAAAUGUAAUUGCUAGAAAACACAAGAACCAAGCAAAAUAGUAUAAAGGACUGACCAAUGAAAGGCUCUCCGUCCAAGAUUUUUGAAGAUGUAUCACCCAGUGAUAGGGUUCCCUAUUUCUAAAACUUCAAACGUGUACUAGGAAAGUGCUGUGUGGCUAGAACUUAAUUCCAGUAUAUCCAUUUUUACCACUUUAUGUAAAUUUCCAACCAAGGAGAUAUUGUACAAAAAUCACAGAAUGUCUUAACAAGAAAGGUCAUGCCUCGGUGGUUUGCUUCAAAUGAAUACAUUAUACAUGUAUGCUUUUGUGUUUUGAAUGAUUGGGACUACUAAAGUAACAAAAUUCUUGAACUGUAAGCACACAUAUAUGUAGUGGCAUAGAAUAUUCUUCUUGUAGAAAUGCAUGGAUCACCAUUCAGUGCUCUGAAGGUACAAAAAUUUACAAAUUCUCUGAAUAACAUCAAAAUGACCACCCCCCUAUCCUGUAUGUAUUCCAUGUUGUAUGAAGAAGAAUCCAUCAUUUUGAUUUUGAAACUUCUUUAUGGACAAGAAAGUAAGAAAAAAAUUUUUUUUGGGUUAGAUUUUGGGUGAUACAGUAUGCAGAUUCGAAAGUACAAUUUAUGAUAUACAUAUAAAUGUAGUUGUGUAUUUUCUGAAGUCAUUUUAAAAUGCAUUGUUUUUUGUAACAUGUCAAGACUAGAAUAAAUCAAAUGUUAUAUAUAUGUAGCCAUGGUGUGAAAUUGUACAUAAGAACAAUAUAUAGAUAUGUGUUAACACGAGCACAGUCAGGACACAGAUUUAUGUCAUUUUGGUAGUAUCUUAUGACAAUAAAUCUUUUUUUUCUCCUCA